Messenger RNA from Dichomitus squalens LYAD-421 SS1, 279 nucleotides. RefSeq lists its product as uncharacterized. The coding region runs from base 1 to 279 and encodes 92 amino acids. The transcript has 4 exons. The record is from RefSeq and is a predicted model, not a curated record. NCBI's taxonomy places the organism in Eukaryota, Fungi, Basidiomycota, Agaricomycetes, Polyporales, Polyporaceae.
AUGGCUACCCCCAAUAUGGCGCACAUGGUCGCCGUCCUUGAGAAAAAUCAGAUCAUGAACUUCAUUGUUGUGGCCGUUGCGACGAUUGUUGUGUUCGACUACUUGAUGACUGUCCAGCAGGAACUGGAGCUCUUCUGGAAGAGAAGGUUGAACCUGUCCUCCAUACUAUUCCUAUCCAAUCGCUAUGUGGCUAUCAGUUAUUAUGUUGCCUUGCUCCCAAUCAGAUUCUUUCCUUCGGUCACUCAGGAGUACGGCCCAUCAAUGUCACAGCUACAAUAG